AUGAGUGAUCCAGAACCCUGCAGAAUGAAACACACUGAAGAUACUGAAGAACAAAGAGAGCUGAUGGAUGUGAAGGAGGAGAGUGAAGUGGAGGAGAAACAUCAUGACAAACCUGGAGAAAAAUAUUUGAGUCACUCAAAGACUAAAAAGACAUUUUUAAAGAAAAGAAGAGCUGAGAAAUCUACAACCUGCACUCAGUGUGGAAAGAGUUUCACAACUAAACAAAGUCUUGAGCUUCACAUGAGGAUCCAUACAGGAGAAAGACCGUUCACAUGUAAUCAAUGUGGAAAGAGCUUCAAUCAAUCAUCAAACCUCAAAGUUCACAUGAAAAUCCACACUGGAGAGAAGCCGUUCAAGUGUGAUCAAUGUGGGAAGAGUUUCAGACAACCAACAAAUCUUAAUGUUCACAUGAGGAUCCACACCGGAGAGAAGCCGUUCACAUGUGAUCAAUGUGGGAAAACAUUUAUUGGGUCAUCAAACCUGAAGAGACACUUGACAGUUCAUACGAAGGAGAAGCCACAUUCAUGUUCUGUGUGUGGAAAGAGAUUUUCACUGCUGCAAACUUUACAAACACAUGAGAAAAUACACACUGGUGUGAGAGAGUACAUGUGCUUUGAGUGUGAGAAGACUUUUACUUCAGGUAGCGAUUUAAAACAGCACGAGAGGAUCCACACUGGAGAAAAACCUUACAAGUGUUCACACUGUGACAAGAGAUUCAGUCGGUCAUUCGAUCUGAAAACUCAUGAGAGGAUCCACACUGGAGAAAAACCUUACAAAUGUUCACACUGUGACAAGAGAUUCAGUCAGUCAUCACAUCUGAAAACACAUGAGAUGAUCCACACUGGAGAGAAGCCACACAUGUGUGAUCAGUGUGGAAAGAGUUUCACUAUUAAAAGUCACUUGAAGAAACACAUGAAGAUCCAUACAGUGGAGAAACCACAUCACCACAGUCUGAAACCACAAAUAGGUUCAUCUUUAUGUGCUGAGAAACAAAGUCUCUUCAGUGAAAGACAGUCACAGUUAAAUCAAUCAAUCUCCACCUUUUUCUGCAUGGAAGCCAAAGACGGAGGUCCCGGGUGGAUAACCAUACCCACUGACCAGGUGUGUACUCUGGACCAGGGCGGUGAUGGCGUUCAGAAGGUUCUCCUGACUGAGGAAACAGUGGAGGUAUCGGCUCCAGUCAGACUGAUGGUUAUGACAGUAGGUUCUGAGAAAGCGAGUGAGCUCUUGGUUCAGCCGCUCUAUCUGGUUGUUGAACUGUGGGUGGUACCCAGAGACAUGAUGGAAGUGAAGCAGGAGAAUGAAGAACUGAGUGAAGUGGAGGAGAAACAUCAUGACAAACCUGGAGAAAAAUAUUUGAGUCGCUCAAAGACUAAAAAGACGUUUUUAAAGAAAAGAAGAGCCAAGAAAUCUACAACCUGCACUCAGUGUGGAAAGAGUUUCACGUACAAAUGUCAUCUUGAGAUUCACAUGAGAGUUCACACUGGAGAAAGACCGUUCACAUGUGAUCAGUGUGGAAAGAGCUUCAAUCAAUCAUCAAACCUUAAAGAUCACACGAGGAUUCACACUGGAGAAAAGCGACACACAUGUGAUCAGUGUGGAAAGAGCUUCAUACAGAGAGCAAACCUGAAAGUUCACAUGAAAAUCCACACUGGAGAGAAGCCGUUCAAGUGUGAUCAAUGUGGGAAGAGUUUCACAAACAAAAAACCACUUAAUGUUCACAUGAGGAUCCACACUGGAGAGAAGCCGCACACAUGUGAUCAAUGUGGGAAAACAUUUAUUGGGUCAUCAGACCUGAAGAGACACCUGACAGUUCAUACGAAGGAGAAGCCACAUUCAUGUUCUGUGUGUGGAAAGUGUUUUUCACGGCUGGGAAAUUUACAGAGACAUCAGAAAAUACACACUGCUGUGAGAGAGUACAUGAUUCACACUGGAGAAAAACCUUACAAGUGUUCACACUGUGACACAAGAUUCAGUCAGUCAGCAAAUCUGAAAACACAUGAGAUGAUCCACACUGGAGAGAAACCGCACACGUGUGAUCAGUGUGGAAAGAGUUUCUCUAUUAAAAGUAACCUGAAGCGACACAUGAAGAUCCAUGCAGUGGAGAAACCACAUGACCACAGUCUGAAAUCAUGAUAAGUUCAUUUUUAUGUGCUGAGAAACAAAGUCUCUUCAGUGAAAGACAGUCACAGUUAAAUCACUCCAUCUCCACCUUUUUCUGGUGAGCACACUGGUGUAGGGCUGCUAUUAACAAUUAUUUUGAUAAUCUACUAGAAAAACUGAACACUAUUAUACAUUAAAAAAUCAUUUUAACUAAUUAUUUUAA
Megalobrama amblycephala (Wuchang bream) is the source of this 2326-nucleotide messenger RNA. RefSeq names its product zinc finger protein 678-like. The record is from RefSeq and is a predicted model, not a curated record. Gene Ontology annotation, molecular function: DNA-binding transcription factor activity; RNA polymerase II cis-regulatory region sequence-specific DNA binding. NCBI's taxonomy places the organism in Eukaryota, Metazoa, Chordata, Actinopteri, Cypriniformes, Xenocyprididae. Gene Ontology annotation, biological process: regulation of transcription by RNA polymerase II. Bases 1 to 2136 code for a protein of 711 amino acids. The transcript is spliced from 7 exons.